Molecule: messenger RNA, 5641 nt
Organism: Varroa destructor (honeybee mite)
Lineage: Eukaryota; Metazoa; Arthropoda; Arachnida; Mesostigmata; Varroidae
Gene: Wdr24
Product: WD repeat domain 24
Biological process (GO): positive regulation of macroautophagy; positive regulation of TORC1 signaling; cellular response to amino acid starvation
Cellular component (GO): cytosol; vacuolar membrane; GATOR2 complex
Molecular function (GO): protein binding
Source: RefSeq, a predicted model, not a curated record
GAAUAAAUCUGUGGAAAUUGUCGAUUCUUUUUAACGUAAACUUAAAGAAACCCUUUAAGAUUUUGCAGGGUUACAUGAAGAUUUUGUCUUCCUUCGCAUACGCUCGUUGCGUGACUGACAUUAGCUAGUAGCAACAGAACGGCUUGGAGGCCGCCACUUUGCUUCAAUAUAGUCCUAGGUACACUUUACAGUAUGGAAAGCAUACUGGGGAAUCAUUAUUACUAGUAACUUUGUUCUCAAUGUAAAUAACUUGAAACUGCUUUCUAACUAUCUCUUUGGGUUGAGAAGAGUUUUUUGGACAGAUGAAACUUGCAGCUCUCGAUUUUCACUAGAUCACGGAUCUCUGUGGGGUAAGUGUUUUUGUCUUGAACCUACUAUGUCGCCUCUCUAUUACCACCGGACGAUCAGAUGAUCAACGUGAGCGACAAUUCCGGUAUCAGCUGUGUGAGCGAAAAAUUUGUUGAGAUAGGUCAGCUGGUUAGAAUCGCGAUGCCUCGAUCGAAGUGCGCACUCGACGGUCCAGCCAAUGCAUUGGCUGUGAACUCCAAUCGAGACUCUGGGCUGUGCGCUGUAGCUGGCCGUACAGUUUUCAAGGUCUUCAAUGUGGAUGAUCAAGAUCGGAUCGUCGAAAAGAUGAAUCUCCGUGUAGGAAAGAAUAUCAACCUCAACUAUUCAUGCUCAGACGUCGUGUGGAACCCUGAAGUUGAGAGCCUUUUGGCCACGGCAGCUACCAAUGGAGCUGUCGUUAUCUGGGAUUUGAAUAAAGGUUCAAAAUGCAAACAAGAAUUUGUCUUGGCGGAUCACAAAAGAACGGUUAAUCGAGUCGUCUUUCAAGAUGGCAAUACGCUUCUUUCGGGGUCGCAGGACGGAACAAUGAAGUGUUUCGACCUUCGGCGAAAAGAGGUCACCCGAACUUAUGUCACCUCAUCGGAAAGUGUGCGCGAUAUCAAAUUUUCGCCUCAUGAGGUUAACUCCUUUGCUGCUGUUCAAGAAAACGGUAACGUCCAAAUCUGGGACUGGCGUCGCAGUGAUCGCUGUAUCCGGCAAUUUACGGCACAUUCUGGCCCCGUUUUCUCGUGCGAUUGGCAUACGGAGGAUUCGUUACUGGCUACUGGUGGACGGGAUAAAACGAUUCGGGUCUGGAACAUGCAAAGUACACCAACAUUAGUGUGUACAAUUUACACUAUUGCUUCAGUUGCUAACAUCCGUUGGAGGCCUAACCAUCACUACCAGAUUGCGUCAACAUCUCAGGUCUUGGAACAAAAGAUCAAUAUCUGGGAUAUUCGUCGUAUGUACGUUCCCUUGUUUGCGUUUGCCGAACACAAGGACGUUGUUACCGGAUGUGCUUUCCGAAGUCAAGGCGACACCCUUCUAAGUACGGGCAAGGACAGCAUGCUUAUAUUGAGAACGUUUGACUACGCCAUACAGCCUGCCGCUAAGGCCAAUCCUGUAGCCCAUCGCUUUAAUUCGGAAGAUAGCUUAGCGCUGGCAAUGUGGGAUAAAUUGAAAGCAAAUGCUGGGCGAAAAAUGGCUAAAUCAUUUCAGGCUAGCGCAAUUCCUGUAUCAAGUGGACUCGGAAGAAAGGGCGGUACACCAACUCCGGCACCUGCUGAAGAUACUCACACCUCAUGCCGAUCUGAUCUCACCGUUAUACCUGCAACAAUAAGCAAUCUAUACCACAGGAGUUUUACGCGACUCGCGCUAACCUACCGUUUGUGUGGAGCCACUUUUAAUGAGCUGUGUGAGCACAAUGCAAAGUGCGCAACAGAGGUCGGCCUACUUCAGGUUGCACAAACGUGGAGGAUACUAAGAACGCUAUUCCCAACAAUCAUAGGAGAAGAAGACGCCACUGGAAAAGAUCCCAUUAUGCAACGAUCCUUUAACGAUGAAAAAGCUCUAGCGUCCUCGCAGGACGAAACGAGUCGACACAAUUCGGUAACGAACUCACACAGAUCACGGCAUCCAUCAUUUAAAGACGAUGAUGACACAAAUUCAUCCGGUGGCCAAGGCGAUGGCAUAGACGCGCUACCGAAAGAGCGCGCGACGCAGGGUGGCCAGUCGGAAUCGUCAAGUGGCUCUGAAUCGGACGAUGAACAAGAAAAAGACGAUGAUGAUCUAAGUGAAAGUGAUGAAUACUCCGAAGAUGACGUUCAAGAAGCUCAAGAAAUGAUACAACAUUCUAGCUUUUAUCCACAACCGAGGAGCAAAUUCCUUACAGUGAUUUCGAUUCCAUCACCGCCCGCAAGACUCGAACCGGAGCCGGUUAUUAUCGAGGCAAUGCUUCGCCAGUGUGUUGAUCAGGGUGACGUUCAAAGCGCUGUUUCUAUGGCGCUCGUGCUUGGUAAACGAAUUCGGUCUCGUCUACCUGUCGAGGACCGGAUUAUGUGGAUUAACAGCUAUUUAGAACUGCUUAGUAGGUUCGAACUGUGGAAUGUACACAAUCAAGUGAUCAUUCUUUCGUCAGAUAUCGAAGCCAUUCGUGUCCUUAACCAGCAGUCAACAACGGUACAUGCCGCAUGCGAUUUGUGUGACCGCCCCCUAACUGGGUAUCCCCUUGCCGGAUUCUGUAAGAACUGCGAUCGAUUUGUGUCUAAAUGCUCAAUAUGCUACGAGGUAAUUAAAGGUCUCUACGUUUGGUGUCAGGGUUGUUCGCAUGGAGGACACAUGCGCCAUCUCAAGGAGUGGUUCUCGAAGCACCCUGAGUGUCCUACGGGCUGUGGACAUCUCUGUGAAAUUACUGCCUAGAACCAAGCAGCAUGGUGUCAGAAAUAGGCGAUAACUCUUACUGCUGGCCUAACAGCAGACUAUUGUACAGGUUUUGUUUUCUAUUUCGUGGGCAGAUUUCACUAGUUUCAGACUUCCGUGCAUGUAAAUUGUGUUAUUGUUGUUGACCCACAGACAGACAGGUUUUCUGUUAUAGGUGAUCGAGAUGGCGUCUGAAGCGAUGCUGAACGGCAAGACCGGACGUACAAUAAAGAAAACCUUUAUUUAGGUAGUUCAGAUAAGUCCAGUGAAGCUGCGACACUGGAACACAGCAGAACUAAAAUUCGAUAGCAUUAGUAAAUCAUAGUACUUAUCAGUAAACUUAAAUACUAAAUGUCUUUCGUGGCCGAUGCGAAUGAAACGCCACAGAUCCAACACACUUUUUCUUUUUGAGUCAAAUAUAAUUGUUCCCAAUUGCCUCUCUGUUGAGAUAAACAUUUAUUGCAGUACGGGCAUGGUUAAAUAACAUUAUUACCUUAAGUAGAUGCUUAUUUUUUUAUUCAAAGGAGUAGGUAUCAUGUGCUGUAGAUAAAUACGAAUACAUAGUACUGUGGGAAUCACCGAAACAAACAAGGAAGUAUCAUUUUUCCUAUGGAUUUAACGUAUCAGUUUGUGCCUAUACUGAACGGUAAUGCGUUGCCUCUAGAUUUAAGCAGCCAUAUCUUCUAAUGAGUGAAACACUAAGAGAUGUCCUAUUUAGGAUGGAACAGAUGAUCCGGAGCAUUUAAAGAUAUAAACAAGUUGGCUUAAAAUAUUCGAGGAUGGCUUGAAGUUAUUGGGAUGGUGACGAAAAAACAAUUUUUUCCGCCUCGAUGGAUUACGAUUAGAUAAACAAUAUAAAUAUACAUACGUAUAUAUGUAUAUAAUAUCAAUUGAUAAAUUACAGUAAUUAUCGUGGCAAUAUAUUUGAUUGUCAAUUGAUUGAACAAUUUGUUAAUAUAAUUCAGGUAAACAGGAAAAAUAAACAUUUCGAGUAAAAUGCGUUCACCUAAUAAUACGGCGUUCUGUUGAUUCUUUCGCAUACCCAUUGUUAUUGAUUUCCAGAUCGUUAUCAUUAGACCUUGCAGAUAAUAAACUUGAGUAAGGUUUCUACUGAAGAUUGAAAUUAUUGAAUUUCAGUUAAGUUUCCCGAAACUACGUAAACAUAUAAAAGUGUAUUCUAAUCUAAAACAAAAUAAUAUAGCUUUUUCAUGAAUAGCUUUCUUAAUGAGACAUUUUUAAUAAUAAGUUUUUAAAAACCGAAUUGUGACAUCUGGUGUAUUUUUUUUCUAGGCAUCCCUGAAUCUUAAGUUGAAUCGUGUGUAAAUACGCACUCCAGAAGCUACAAAGAUAAGACCACAGUCGGUUCCACUCAAAUACAUCAAACCUAGAUUAGUCUCAGAUGAACGUUGCAUUAAAUGGUAAAAAGGAAAUGCUAGUAAAAAUUCGGUGUCGUCAAAAGGGUUAUUCAUGUACAAAUUGCUGCCUAUCUAUACACGGACAGCACGUUAUGUUUACUCUGUAUACAACUGACGAUCAGCCAUAAAGGGAAAACUGUCCCAGCUAAUACCGGGUCGUUGUUUACUUCCAAACAUUAUGUAGUAGUACUUAUCUCAUACUCGCUACAGAAUUAGUUUUGUACUUCAGUACAGCGUUCGUCUUAUCUAGUCAAUUCAAUUCGCUUUUCCUAUUUGGCUUUAAUCAGUAACCUAUCAAAACGUUAAUUUUUUUUAACUGCCUUCUGUCGCCAAGCUAAACAAAAACCUAACUUUUACAGCCGCGCUCGUUCUGUCCGUGCAAUCAUUAAUAUACGAAGUUUCUUUUGUUGACCGCGCGGUUUAUCUUUUCACAGACGUUAUAUUUGUUGUGUGAAUAUUAUUCCAGCAUUCAUCAACAAUGUAAGUAGUGUUUCUUCCUAUAUAACUAAUAUUUUGAAAAAACAGUUGUCAGAGCAAUAAAUAUGUAAUAGGAACGUAUAUACAUAUGUAUCGUUUCGGCCAGCGACACGCUCAUGCAUAACCCUGACUGUUUUCAGCGCUUCGUUCAUUGCUUUCGCACCUCUGCCACCGUUUUUUUAUUCUCCGCACCACACGUCGCGCAGUUGUACAAAAUUGCAAUUGUUUCUACACGCACCGCAUAAAUAUUAAGCAGUACAAUAUAAUACUUGAUAGUUACUCGCGUCAGGUUCCUCAUGUAGGCGAGCUAAUUAAUGAUCAGAAGUUUUAAGCAUUUACAAACGACGUAAUACAGAAAACCAUCACUGUUUUAACAAUAUAAAGCUUUAGACAACCACGAUUGUACGUACUAGGCGCAGAACAACAACAACAACACGGCCUAUCUUUAUUAUUCACAAAAACGCAUGAUACGUUGUCAUUCCAUCUAAUUUUAGUUAGAUAUAAUAUCUGCUAACAGCGUUUGAUGUUUAUAGAACGUUAGGGAAAACAAGUUCUUUGCCAUGGAUUCUGUUACAGCUGUGUUAGAUCAAGGAGCAUUGGAUCUUUCAUACUCGUUCACGUUUAGUGAUAUAUAGAAGAAAAACAACUAUUGGCUGACCGAAAGCUUAAAUCCUCAUUCUGUGGUAGUAUAUCCGGGCUAGGUACUGCAAGUGUUCAGUGCUGCGUCUUCGCCUGCUUUGUGUCUCAUACGCAGCGCUGAAGUGAAGGAAAAUAAGCAGCUCGUUAAUAUAAUAAUAUUGUGAACCUCAUUUGAUUCUAUUAAUCCGUCUGUUUUCAAUUCCAGCCUUAAACGCGCUCGAAAGCUUACAUAGUGGUACAUCGUUAAAAACCUAUCAAUUGGCCAUAACUACUACAAUAAGAAAUAAGCGCACUUCAAAUCGCUGGCUUCACUUAGUAGCUGACGAGAGUCGAAGUUAAUUUAGGAUCAGUUUAAAAAAUCUAUG